AUGAGUGCACAUUAUAAAGCAACAAACAUUCAUGCACAAAACAACGUAGAAAGGCAUGGCCGCCGUGUGUGGCCAACUGAUCAUAUUUUGGUAUCUGUGCCAGUUUUCAGAGGAACAGCAGCAAGUUUUGUUCAAAUACGAAACGGUCGCGAUCGUUUUGAAGCGCAAAUUGACCUGGAAUAUUUCACGGCUUUUCGUCCGGAUGAAAUUGACGUGUCGGUCUGUGGGCACGAUUUACAAAUUUAUGCAGACCGAGAAAAUCCGAACAAUCCAAAUUAUUCCGCUCGCCGAUUAUCGCGUCAGUAUCGUCUCCCGGAAGACACGGACGUAAAUACGAUUAAUAUUUUACGCGAGAAGAGAAAUAUCGCAAUACGGAAAGCCGAUAUCGCUGGCAAUUGUGGACUUAACGAAGCAUCGACGACCAUACAUAAUUAUGAAAACAUUCAAGUGACCGUGGACCUGCAGUCCAAUCAGCUUUUGCUAAUUUAUGCACCAAUUUUGUAA
Molecule: messenger RNA, 504 nt
Organism: Gongylonema pulchrum
Lineage: Eukaryota; Metazoa; Nematoda; Chromadorea; Rhabditida; Gongylonematidae
Source: the annotation of a GenBank genome assembly